Molecule: messenger RNA, 651 nt
Organism: Cooperia oncophora
Lineage: Eukaryota; Metazoa; Nematoda; Chromadorea; Rhabditida; Trichostrongylidae
Source: the annotation of a GenBank genome assembly
AUGUCGUCGAUUCCGGCCUAUCCCUGUGACCAAUCGUUUGGCAGUACAGCGUCCUCCACAUCCCAAGCGGUUACUCCAACUCCAUUCGCAGCCGCCGCUACUGCGAAUGGUUCGACCACCAUCGAGGGCUCGUCACAAAACGGUGUGGAGCGAGACCGUGUGAUCGGGAAAAACUUCUUGACUCGACCGAUCUGUGUGCAGACGUUCUCUAUCAGCAGCAUGCCGAAUCAUCUGGCCAUCUCGGAUAGUUGUGGAGGAGUGUAUAUCACGGAUUCUGAAGGAAGGAUCAAGGAACACGUGCUAGUAAAGAACUCGUCGGCAAGUUCGGUGGCCAUCGAUGAAAAGAAUGACGUGAUGUACGUGAGCAUAAUGCAAUCAAAAGGACGAUCGGUACACGUUUUCGACAUCGCUAACGGCUUCCGAAAACUUGAUGUUAUUCCCUGUCCAAAGGAACCCAAGAUCGAGAUGAGUCGAACGCGAUGGCUAACCGUUGGACCGAGGGGCCAGCUGUUCAUGGUUAGUGGAGACAAUGUGAAAAGUGCUGUGUGGUGUUAUGUGCGGGCCAAAAAGGCAUGGAAAACUCUGAAAGAGUCGCGAAAAACUCGUUAUCAGUAUAUAAGUGUGGCAGAAGAUCAAGCGGAGUACAAGUGA